GGGUUAACAUUCCCAUUCAAGAAGAACGGUUCAGCACGAGACGCCCCUGUGUGCAUAUCGUGGGCUUGCGCAGUCUGGUUUAAACAGUACACACACAGUUGUUGCUUUUUCUUCAGAGCCAUUUUUUUUGCACAAAAAAUGUUUGGAGAAACGUUUAAAAAUUUUACAAUACAUUUCAACGCCAAUAACCCGAGAGUGACUUUCUCGAGUGGUGACUUUAUGGCAGGUCAGAUUUCCUUUGAUCUUUCGAAAGAAACAAAGCUCAGUUCUAUAACAUUAACAUUAAAUGGAAAAGCAAAGGUACAGUGGACAACACAAGGAGGAGGUGGUGGAAGAAGAGGACGACGCAGAAGGCAACGACGAGUCCACUCGGCAAGGCUGGAAUUCUUCAACUUCUCUCAAAUCGUAAUGCAAGAAAAUAACGCGGUCCCUAACACCACACUUCAACCAGGAACCCAUGUGUACCCAUUCACAUGCCAAAUCCCACAAGGAAACUUCCCCUCCUCUUUCCAUGGGGUGCAUGGCAGUAUAAUUUACUCAAUGAAGGUGGAGAUACACAGGCCAUGGCAUCUAGCCAAGGAAUUUGUGACUGAGUUCAACUUUGCCAGCCACAUAGAUGCCAACCAACCACAUCUUCUGGCUCCUCUGGCAGGCAGCAACACUAAGACCCUGUGCUGCCUCUGGUGUGCCUCAGGUCCCAUCUCAAUGACUGUCUGCACUGAGAGGAAAGGCUUUGUCCCAGGAGAGAUGGUGAAAAUAAUCUGUGAGCUUAGUAACGGCUCCUCUCGGACAGUGACUCCGCAUGCGACCCUUAUCCAGAAGCAGAUGUUUUACACCCAUAACAAGUGCAACAGGAGGUUGCAGAUGAAAAACCUGGCCUCAGUGGAUGGUCAGCCUGUCAACCCCAGUAGCUCUGAGGUCUACAGCGAUAUGAUGCUUCCCAUCCCUCUCAACACGACUCUCACUAUCUCCAACUGUCCUAUACUGGAGCUGGAUUACACUGUGGAUGUGAGUCUACGUAUCAGAGGUUCCACGGACCUCAAGGUGCUGUUCCCCAUUGUGCUGUGUAAUAUUCCUGUUUACGCUCCCCAGCCUCCACCUCCAUAUCAGUAGCAAUAGUACUAGGAUCACAUUGCCCCUAGACUCCAAUCUAAGGUCAGUGUUUUUCUACCUAGUGGUUAAGGUUAGGAUUUAGGCAGGGUAAGCAGCACUUAGAUACAAAUGUCUCUAAUAUGUACCUAGUCAUAUUAGAGACAUGCAUAGUGUCUCACAACUGGGAAUGGGAAUAUGAGGGUUACUAGGAACCAUUCUUCUGGUGAGCUGGUUUUUGUGUCACUGAUUAUUUGGACAAAUCACGAUUUUGCCGGGUUGGUGUAAACCUGGCAUCUUUAGAAUUUUGGAAAGGGGGGGGGGGUAAUUUAGGCCCACAGAUGGCUAAAAGGAUUUCAGAGGAGGGCAUAUGGACUUCGCCGCUCACAUUAGGCCAAACAUCUCAACAAGCCCCCACCAUGUCUAGUAGCUGGCCAGAUGCCGGCAUUCACUCUAGCUUUGGUUCUGGAUUCUGAGAUUAGACACUGCCAAACCCCUUUUAAGAUGGGGUUUCCAAUUCUACAAUUUAUACAUGUUUAUCACCAUAGGAAUUGUUAGAGCAAGUUUUGUCAUCGACCACCAUGUCAAAUCCUUCCUUCAUAUAUUGUCUCUUACCAAUACCUAUGUAAGUCUUGUGCUGUUUCUGCUCACUAUUGCCAUAAAUGUUCAGAAUUCAUUACUUUAAAAAAAAAAAACUGACAUUUCAGAGCCUAAUUCACCUCCAUCUAGGUCAUGAGAUGAGGAACUAUUGGGCAAUGCUAUUGCUUUGAGGGCUAACUCAAUACUACAGCUGAUAAGGAAGAAGGCUUGAUAGACAACUAAACUUGCUCUAACACAUCUUACAACAUAACAAAUUGUAGGAUUUAUGUUAAAUGCCUCUUAAAAAGGUUGAUUUGCAAUAGUUCUCAGGGUUGUACCAAAUACGGUACCAGAUUUUCUAAUAUUUUCUGCAUCAACUUUUAAAAGGUGUUUGUUCUGUUAAUAUUUCUGUUACAUGUUUUUAUAGCCAUGCAGUUUUAUUUACAGUUGUAUGUAUGUAUGUCUGUAUGUGUGUGUAUAUAUAUAUAUAUACACAUACAUACAUACAUACAUAUACAACUGUAAAUAAAACUGCAUAUAUUUCAUACUACUUACAUGUAAUGAUGCCUUGCCAUCCUCCAGUGUUUGAGGUGACAGACGGACAGUGCUUUAAAUAUCUAAUGGUGCAGUCGUCGCUCAUCUCUUGCCAGGUCAUGUUGCUUAGCAUUUCUUUCAAGGUGCUUGAGUGAUUGUUAACAUAAGAUAAUUGGGCUUUGUGACUGUGUUUACUCAUGUUUGAUCAAUCGCUUCGUGGUGUCUGUCUGCCUCACCCUACUUGUCUUUUUUAUCAUGGUUAAUUUAAGGAUUCGAUUUGUUAUUCAUGGUCAACAUUGUUUUGCCCCAUUCGUUUGGAAAAUAGAAUGUUCAGGAUGCUUGUGAUUCAAUCACUAAUUCAUUUGUAUGUCCAUUUUAAAAUUACACUGUUCACUCUUGCUGUGGUCUGAAUAACAAAACCAUGUUUUUACACUCCUAGUUGUAUGAGCGUAAUCCAACAGAAAGUCUGAAACAUUUGACAUUUAUAUGGUUGAGCUUACUAUAUGAAGAACCACUCAAAUUCACGCACAAUAAUAUAUUUUUCAUAUGAAUUGUAUUGAUGUGUGUUUGUGUAAAUUAUAUAUUGUAUUUAUGUUGAUGUUCUAACUGUUUUUAUGUCUGUUUUAACACUCCCAAUUUCAUCCAUUGAGGACAUCUACUCAUUUUAAACUCUUUCAAACUCCCUUGAAGAGUUCAGUACUGCCGUUAAAAGAUGUGCACAACCCAUUGUUUUGAAGAUGUAUUGGUGGUAAAUUCAUUGUGUUGUAUUGAACGUGGACAUUUUUUUUUCAUUUGAUUUCAAAUGUCAAAACUGUCCUUGUUUGUGACGUAGUCCUUGCUAUUGAGUUCCCUUGAACCUUCUUAAUGAAGACAGGGAAGUACACAUCUCUAGACUCUUUAUGUAUUGCCAAAAAUGUAUCAUUUGUAAUAUCACAAUAGAAACAGACAGUAUUCUGAUAAAAACAUGUUGAAUUGUCUCUGUGUGUAUGUGUACAUAUAUACAUACAUACAUACUUACAUACAUACAUGUUUUAACCACAAUACCUUUUAACAAUGUACUGUAUAUUUUGUUGUGUUUGUCAAACUGAGUAUCAAGGUAGCACUUUAGGAAAGCCCACUGAUAAACUCUUAAAUUAAUCUUCACAGAUUGGCCACCUGUAGAAUUGAACAUUUUGUAAGUACUGUUUGACUGAUACUACUUAUAUGCCAUGAAUGUUAUUGACCUGUAAUAAACACAUUAACUUCCAUUUGA
Oncorhynchus tshawytscha (Chinook salmon) is the source of this 3454-nucleotide messenger RNA. Its product is annotated as arrestin domain-containing protein 3. The transcript is spliced from 6 exons. Gene Ontology annotation, biological process: protein transport. Gene Ontology annotation, cellular component: plasma membrane; cytoplasm. Bases 139 to 1113 code for a protein of 324 amino acids. The record is from RefSeq and is a predicted model, not a curated record. NCBI's taxonomy places the organism in Eukaryota, Metazoa, Chordata, Actinopteri, Salmoniformes, Salmonidae.